This is a messenger RNA of Arabis nemorensis, 1455 nucleotides long. NCBI's taxonomy places the organism in Eukaryota, Viridiplantae, Streptophyta, Magnoliopsida, Brassicales, Brassicaceae. The record is from the annotation of a GenBank genome assembly.
AUGCUUCUUAAAAAGAUUAAAAACUCAAAAUUCAAUCUUCCUCCGAGCCCUUCGAGUCUUCCGAUCAUCGGAAACUUACAUCAUCUCGCAGGAUUGCCUCACAGAUGUUUUCAUAACCUCUCUAUCAAAUACGGACCCGUAGUACUUCUUCGUCUCGGUUUUGUUCCAGUGGUUGUGAUCUCAUCGAGUGAAGCAGCUGAAGCCGUUCUCAAAACCCAUGACUUGGAAUGUUGCAGCCGACCAAAGACGGUCGGGACCGGAAAACUCUCUUACGGUUUUAAAGACAUCACUUUUGCGCCUUACGGUUCUUAUUGGCGCGAAAUGCGAAAACUCGCGGUCAUCGAGCUUUUCAGCCUUAAAAAGGUACAAUCUUUUAGGUAUAUAAGAGAGGAAGAAGUCGAAUUUGUGGUGAAGAAAAUGUCGGAAUCGGCUUUGAAACAAACUUCUGUUGAUUUAAGCAAAACCUUUUUCUCCCUCACCGCAAGCAUUAUUUGUAGAGUAGCUUUAGGACAGAAUUUCCAUGAGAGCGGAUUCGUUAUCGAUCAAGAUAGGAUCGAAGAACUCGUUACCGAAUCAGCGGAAGCUCUAGGGACUUUCACUUUCUCUGAUUUCUUCCCUGGUAGAGUUGGAAGAUUCGUAGAUUGGUUGUUUCGACGACACAAGAGGAUCAACAAAGUCUUUGAAGAACUUGAUGCUUUUUAUCAGCAUGUGAUUGAUGAUCACUUGAAGCCAGAAGGAAGGAAAAAUCCGGAUAUUGUAUCCUUGAUGUUGGAUAUGAUCGAUAAACACGGAAAUGCGGAUUCUUUCAAACUCGAUAUGGAUAAUCUCAAGGCAAUAGUCAUGGAUGUAUUUCUCGCGGGGAUAGAUACAAGCGCGGUCACUAUGAUUUGGGCGAUGACAGAACUCGCUAGGAACCCUAGAGUGAUGAAGAAAGCUCAAGAAAAUAUCCGAACCGUUCUCGGACACAAAAGGGAAAGAAUCACUGAAGAAGACCUAGACAAAGUUGAUUACUUGAAACUCAUAAUCAAGGAAACAUUCAGAUUACAUCCAGCACUUCCAUUCAUAAUCCCAAGGGAAACAAUGUCUCACUUCAAGAUUCAAGGCUACGAUAUUCCCCCGAAAACGCAAAUCCAACUUAACGUAUGGACGAUUGGACGUGACCCGAAUCGUUGGACCGACCAUGAAGAUUUCAUCCCUGAACGGUUUAGCAAUAGUUCUGUAGAUUUCAGAGGACAACACUUUGAGCUAUUACCGUUUGGUUCUGGUCGAAGGAUCUGUCCCGGGAUGCCUAUGGCGAUUGCGACCGUGGAGCUAGGAUUGAUGAAUUUGCUUUACUUUUUCGAUUGGAAAUUACCUGAUGGGAUGCAAAUUGGAGACAUUGAUAUGGAAGAAGCUGGUAAUAUCUCCAUUGUCAAGAAACUACCUCUUCUACUCGUUCCCGUUCAUCACUAUUAA